CCAAGAUAUGUCAUGUAUUUUUCCUUUUAUUUAUUUACAUAACUUCUCGUUGACAUAAAUUACAUAGAAAACGACCCGACAAAAGUAAGAAAUCAAAUAAACUAACACAACAGUAUAUGAUAAAUGCUAAACAUAAAUAUAAUUAUAUUAUUAAUCAAUGAUGUAUUUCAUUAAUUUCAGAUAAAUUUGUCAUCAAUAUAAUUUUUUACUCUAUUUUUUGUGUAAAAAUCAGAAGUAAAAGAAAAUUUAAAAUAAUCUACUUCAUAAACAUUUAUCCUGAAGAGAGGAAGUAGAGUACUAGAUUUGGAAGUAUAAUUAGUGAGAAUUGAUGAUAGAUACAUGGAGUGAGUGAAUUUUAGAGGCAGCCAAUAAGAAUGUAGCAAAUACACAUGGAGGAAUGUAUACUCAACAUGUAUCUGACGGGCCCCACAACACACACAAAAAAAACUCCAGUCUCCCCACCACCAACACCAACAGUCACACACUUCCCACCCCAAUAAAUAAAUACAUAAUUCAAAAGCCCAAAUCACUAAAAAGCCUCGUCUCAACUUCUCAUGCCCAAAAAAUCAAUUUUUUUAUAUAUACAUAUUUACAUACGCCCCCUUACAACCCAUCAAUUCCUUGACAACAACACCACUAUUAUAUGUUACAUUUAUUUAAUAAUAAUCAACCAUUAAAUUACUACUACUACUCCUUUUUAUUUCCUUUUUCCGCUCUUUUUUUGUGGAAGCAAAUGCCGACGCCCGUGGCCGCCGCGAGGCAAUGCCUCACGCAGGAGUCGGCCGCCGUCCUCGAUGACGCCGUGGGCGUGGCGCGCCGCCGCGGCCACGCGCAGACGACCUCCCUCCACAUGGUCUCCUCCCUCCUCUCCCUCCCGAGCUCCUCCCUCCGCGAGGCAUGCAGCCGGACUCGCAGCAAUGCUUACUCCACCCGAGUUCAAUUCAAGGCGCUCGAGCUCUCCCUCAGCGUCUCCCUCGACCGCCUCCCCUCGUCGCCGGCGGCCAAGCACGACGAGCCGCCGGUGUCGAAUUCGCUCAUGGCGGCGAUCAAGCGAUCGCAGGCGAAUCAGCGGCGGCAGCCGGAGAAUUUCAGCUUCUACCAGCAGCAGCAGCAGCAGCAGUUCUCGGCGGCGCCGCUGGUGAAGGUGGAGCUGCAGAAUCUGAUCGUCUCGAUCCUCGAUGACCCUCUCGUGAGCCGCGUGUUUGGGGAGGCGGGUUUCCGGAGCUGCGACAUUAAGAUGGCGACGCUGCGGCCCGGGAUUGGGAGCUUCCAGGUGCUGGGUUGUACCUCGAGGUACAAGCGGCCGAGCCCGCCGCUGUUCCUGUGCAAUCUGACGGCGAGCGAGGGGGAUCAUGCCGGGAUUAAUGGCGGGAAGGGUUUCAGCUUUCCGUUUAUGGGUUGUUUCGCGGGAGACGACACCGCGAGGAGGAUAGGCGAGGUUAUGCUGAGGGACAAGAAAAGAUGCCCGCUUUUGUUGGGGAUUUCUGCCACUGACGCUUUAACGACUUUCUUGGACACAGUGCGCGGCGGCGGCGGCGGCGCGUUGCCGGAUGGGCUGAGCGGGUUGCGCGUGGAGCGCGUGGGGGAGGAGAUUCUGAGGUAUUUGAGCGACGGCGACGAGGGGCCGCUGAAGUCGAGGUUGGAGGAAGUGGAGGGGGGCGGCGGCGGCGUGGUGGUGGAUUUCGGCGAUUUGGCGGCGUUGGUGGGAGACGGCGUCGCGGCGGAGAGGCUGAAGUUUUUGGUGGGGAGUUUGGGGAGGUUGGUGGUGGGUGGGAAGGUGUGGUUGAUCGGGGUAGCGGCGGCGUACGAGGUUUAUUUCAAGAUUUUGAACAGGUUUCCCUCCAUUGAAGAGGAUUGGCAGCUCGGAGUUUUGCCCAUUACUUCCCUCAAGUUCGCCAUGGGAGGCUCCUACCCUAGAUCCAGCUUGAUGGAGUCUUUCGUUCCGUUGGGCGGGUUCUUCUCGUUGCCACCUGAGACGAAUGCGUGCCAAUAUGUGGGCCGUUGUCACCUAUGCAACGACAAGUACGAACAAGAAGUGGCCGCAGUUUCAAAUGGUGGUGAGAAGCAUCAAUCAGGUUCCAUGAAGGGCACAGAUGAUAGAGUGUUACUGAAUGCCAAAAUCAGUGGGCUGCAGAAGAAGUGGGAUGGCAUCUGCCAGCAACACCACUUGGGCCGGCCUCACGCCCACCAAGUCCCGCCCCGUGUUCUAGGAUUCCAAGUCAGGAAAGGGAACGACCGUGGUGACAACUCGAACGAGUCAUCCAACGACAAGAAUGCAGAAUCCACUCACCUACAGAAGAGCUCCUCCUCACUCACCUCAAAAUCUGGUGAAAUUGUCCCUCCAAAGAUGAAUCCUUCAACCGCGGAUGAUGAUCGCGCCUCUCCAUCUUCCGUUACUUCGGUCACCACUGAUCUAGGGUUGGCCAUCGUGGAUGCAUUCACCCCCACCAUCUCUAAUGAUCUGGUCAAAGAUCCCAAGCUGCUUUACAGAGCUCUUCUCCAACGACUUGGCCAUCAAGAAGAAGCGGUUAGCUCUGUAGUCGAGGCUGUAACGCGAGGAAUCAACCGUAGAAAUAUCUGGAUCAAUGUGCGAGGAGGCGAUGGAUUGAGCAAGAAGAAGCUGGGGCUGGCCAUGGCAGAGGUGAUGUACAGAAGCAGAGAGAGCCUUAUCUAUGUGGACUUGAGUUUCCAAGAAGAGGUGAUGAUGAGCCAAGUAGAUGCUCUGUUCAAUGCCCAAUUCAGUAACAAAUACGAGUUAACAAUGAGAGGGACUGUUGUUGACUACUUGGUCGAGAAGCUGAGCCGGAAGCCAGCCGUUGUCUUCCUCGACAACGUCGACAAGGCCGACCUCGUGGUCCAGAAGACGUUGCUGCAGGCCAUCAGGAGUGGGCGGUUCACGGAUUGGUGCGGACGAGAGGUGAGCGUCAGCAACUGCGUAUUCCUCGGAGCCACGAGGCUCUCGGAAGGCAACGAGGAGGAUGUGGUGGGGACGGGGGCGGGGGCGGGGGCGAGGGGGAGUGCAAUGCAUAUAGUGGUGAGAUUCGACCUGAGCGACGAUGAUCCGACGGUGAACAAGAGGAAGCUGGUGGGGCGGGGAAGCGAUAGAAGCAGCAUCAUCAGCGGCAGCAGCCACGAGAUGGCGAAACGGGCGCACAAGGCGUCCAAGUCCUACCUGGACUUGAACCUCCCAGCUGAAGGGAGUGAGGUAUGCAACGUGGAAUCGGAGUCCGAGUGCGGCUCCGGCUCCGAGAGCUCGAGGUCGUCGUGGAUGGAAGAGCUGGACAGGGAGGUGGAUGAGACGGUGGUGUUCAAGCAGUUCGAUUUCCCAGCUCUCGAGAAGAAGGUGUUGGAGAGGGUGGCGGGGUGCCUGCGCGACGUGGUGGGGUGCGAGUGCGCGGUGGAGGUGGAGGGGAAAGCGAUGAAGCAGAUUGUGGCGGCGGCGUACUUGUACGGCAGCAAGGUUGUGGAGGAUUGGAUUGAAAGUGUGGUGAGGCAGGGGUUUGUGGAAGCCAUGGGGAAGUAUAGCCUGAGUGGCCGUUCGAUCGUUCGGGUCGACGCCGUCGGGGAGGAGCUGCCGCAGCCGCAGCCGCAAGGGCUGCUGCCGGCCAGAGUUGCGGUCAAGUAGUUGGAGGGUAGAAUUUUUAGAUGGUUGCUGUAAGUAAAUGUGUAUGUUAUCCCUAUGAUGUGGAUUUGGAGGUAAUGAAGCAGUUGUGAUAUUCUAGGUUAUAUAUAAGUAGUAUAUAAAUGGAGUAGCAAUGUAGCAUGCUUUAUGAUCCCUAGCUGUUGCAGAUGGAUGUAAUUUUUCUUGUAAGAUUAUUUUGUAGUAGCUAUAUAUAUAGAUAUAAGCAAGGAAGAUAGUCGAAAAUAGACUUGUUACAAAGUCGACAAAUUUCUUGCUGUUAGCCUAAAACUAGUUUCUUACAUCCAUGCAAUGCGAGGGAUUUAUACAACAUUUAUAAUAAAAAAAAUGUAAGUAGAAGUGUGCUACAAAUUACUAUUACAGCUACAUAUAUACCACUAAGUAAAACUACAUUAUUAAUAUAAUAAAGUGGAAUCUUAUUGCCUCAAAAAAAGUGGAAUCUUAUAUGCAUAUACAUAUCCAAUAAUGUAUAUAUAAAAGUAGAUUUUUAAAAUAUUCAAAUUGAGAUAAUAAUUUUUUUAAAAAAUAAUCACACUUACUAUUUACUAUUUUAAUUACCUCCAUAAUUCAUAAUUCGGACGAAAUACUCUUGAUUGUGAAUGGAAAUUUUUAGAUUAUUAUUCACCACUCAAAAAUACUCUUAAUUAUGAAACAGCUCAUUCAAUUUACAGCUUAAACUACUCAGCUUUUAUUGUUAGUAAAUCACAACUUCUAACACGGAAUAAAUAAAUAGAGUUGAUAUACUCUAUAAAUCACACAGAUAAAAGCAAGCAGAAAGCAGAUCCCCCAAUCAAAACCAAAAAUCAAGUAAAAGAUGAUCAUGAGAUUGGGCUUCCCACAUAAAAAAAUCAGUCAGAUCGAAAAUUGAGCGCUGAAAAUAGCAUAAAAAUCCAUCAAAACAACACACCACACAUCUUUACUAUCAAAAUGAAAAACAUACCUCUCUCUCUCUCUAGACUAUAGAUUGGACGAAGCGAAUUGCACUCUCUCUCUCUCUAAAAAGAGACGACUUGUUGGCGUUGUUAAUGCUGCGGGGGUAACUGUAUUUUUCGAGUGGGUUACAAUGGUGGCAACAGCAUAUCUCCGGCUAGAGUAGUAAAGAAGGCAGGUGGACCUGACGCCGCCGCCCGUGGAGGCGAUAGCGGAGAGCUUCGGGGAGUGGGUUAGGAAUGAAUUGGAGAAGCGGUUAGCGUGUUACUCGACAGGGAC
Molecule: messenger RNA, 4849 nt
Organism: Salvia miltiorrhiza (redroot sage)
Lineage: Eukaryota; Viridiplantae; Streptophyta; Magnoliopsida; Lamiales; Lamiaceae
Product: protein SMAX1-LIKE 6-like
Exons: 3
Coding region: 644-3625 (993 amino acids)
Molecular function (GO): ATP hydrolysis activity; ATP binding
Source: RefSeq, a predicted model, not a curated record